Messenger RNA from Candidozyma auris, 441 nucleotides. RefSeq lists its product as uncharacterized. Bases 1 to 441 code for a protein of 146 amino acids. The transcript has a single exon. Lineage: Eukaryota; Fungi; Ascomycota; Pichiomycetes; Serinales; Metschnikowiaceae. The record is from RefSeq and is a predicted model, not a curated record.
AUGUCUGACAGCCAUUCAAAUCUUUUUUACAUCUUGACGGCUGUCUUGAUUGUCGCCGGCGUUUUUUUGAAGGUGCUCAAAACUCUUAUUAUUGGAUUCUGCGUUGCUCUAUUACAGAUCCGUCGUAUUAUUGACAUUUCUGUGACUUUUGUCGGAAAUGUAGCCAAACUCAACUUUGACUUGAUGUUCGUGAUGGCGUCCUUUGCUCUCCUGGUAAUUGAAAGCAUCCAAGGCCGUGAAGUGAAUGAAAAACUCAAUCCAGACAAUAAAUAUGCAAAUAUGGUCUCCGAUGCGUCGAACCAAAUAUUAGAAAACACGGAGGUGCCAGAGGUUCGCCUGGAACAGGAUGCCACUAGCAUUACUUCGAAACACAGGUUUCUGUCGGCAUUGCAUGGUUACUUUUCUAAGAAAGAGAAACAGGACUACAACGGCAAUACUUAA